GCCGCUGGGAGCAGACGAUAUUUGUCAACGCUGAGUCUGCCUUAUUUGGAAACCAGUCCGACCGGUCGGCUCAUGGUAGGACCUAAAUAGCAUAGUAAGUCGCUAGCGCUUCGAUGAUACGCAUUGCUUCACACCGAUCUCGGGGACACUCGCGGCUCGGACAUGUAGACAACAUGGCUGCCACCAGUGACACACCUUCAACCGUGUCCCCAGAAUGGGAGACGGAUUCAGUGACUUUGAAGGAGUUUUCGUCCAAGAAAUCCUUCCCUACAUACGCCAAGGUGGUGAAGGGCUCCUAUAUGAAUAUAGGAUCGUCGAAAUUUUCGCUACAGCGUCAACACCAGGAUGUUUUCAUUCACUCAAUCAAAAUGGGGGUGAAGGUGCUAGCUCAUUGUGUACGUCGGAUAGACACUACCCAGACUAGAAGAGGCUUCCCGUGUACCCGACUACAGACACUAGACCAGAGAUUGGCUAUCCCUGUGUCGUACCAAGGAUGGUUUGAACUACUUUCCGAGGAUGGGAAAUCUGCUAAGCCUUAUACCAGUGUACCAGAACUGGCCAAGAUAUUUCCGGAGAGGUGUUUGGUACGAGAGAAUGUAAAAGCCUAUUUGGCAAGCUCGGAGGGGAAACAUACGUUUGAUAAAACCCGUAUUGUGCCAGCAGGGGAGCAGCUGACGUUGUGUGGGGAGGUGUCGCUCCCGUCCCCGGCUCAUAACAAACGUGUGAAGCUGCUCAAAUGUACGGACUCAAAAGGUGAGAGCUUAUAUCUCAGUUUCGAUCAAAAGGGAAUAUUCACCCCGAUCGCUGGGCCGGAUGAGUUUACCGGCGUGUUUACAAUUCGGGAUAUCAUACGGAGAUUUCGUCUACCAUUGACUGUCAAACUUAUUCAGGGGGUGAAACCAAAAGUUGAUUCCUCACGUUUCACAGGAUUAAUACGUCUGGAUUGGGUGUAUACCGACGAAACAGCUUUCGUCUGUCCUUUGGAAAAGACACAUGUACGUAUGUUACCAGUGCCUACAGACAUAAACCUCAUGAUAUCCAAGGCCAAAAAUCAAUCGGAUAUCAAGGAUACAGAAGCAUUUAGGACUUUGUUGACAAAAUGUAACCGCAUGGUGUCUAACUACAACAAUACUAUCCAUCUUAUCGUGUCACUUCCGGAUUCGGUAGUGAAGAACAAAAACCGUUCCAGUUCAAAUGUUUUCUCCGUUCCUCAACGAUUUGACAACAGUGAAACUAGGUCAAGUUUGAAGAGAUCCAAGAGCAAAGAGGAUAUGUUAAUGGACGAAAUUGACGAUCUUUAUCAGUUUGUCAGGGAUGGUGGACCAGCACCCAAAGCCAAAUUUACUUAUGAUUCAGACGAGGAAAGUUAUUGGGAGGAGCCAGCUUAUGAACCUAUUGAUCAGUUCCGCGCAAGGCUUAUGGCUCUAGAAGCUGGCAAACCUUUCACCCACCAUGAGAAAUACAAACCAACAGAUCCAAGCAAACUUCAUCUUGACAACGACCCCGAUGUUGCUGCAAGUGGGGGACCUAUAUAUGGCCAGCUUACAAAUGGGGGCUCGGACAGUUCUUCCACCCCGUCAGCUCCCCCUCCUUUACCCCCAAGGCCUUUGUCCGCCGCUGUUGAGGGGUUCGAAGUGGAUCAGAUGAAAGGAUCUCCCCCUCCCUUACCCCCAAGACAAUAUGUGAGAUCUAACUCUGUAUCCGCCAUACCUUCAGCUUCUUCUGCUGGUGGUGGAUCUCAAGCAAGAAGUGGUAGCAGUGCAGAGAAGAGCAAAAAGCAAUCCAAAAUGAAGAAAUCACCUUCUAAAGACUCGAAGGACUCCAACAGCAGUAGCAGUGGUGGUCACAGGAAAAGUCUUGGGAGGGACUUCCGUGAUUCAGACAUCAGUUCACGAACAAGAGGCUCUUCUGGAGAGCAAGGACACACUAAGAAUAUGAGAAAACGCAUGCAAACGUUGUAUCUGUAAUCGCAAACCAGAUAGUGGGACAGUUCUGAAAGUGGUAUAUGAGAUAAAAGUGAUCUCAUGAUCCAUUUUAAUUAUGAUUAUUGAGGGGAU
Haliotis rufescens (red abalone) is the source of this 2057-nucleotide messenger RNA. RefSeq lists its product as uncharacterized. Bases 114 to 1967 code for a protein of 617 amino acids. The transcript has a single exon. NCBI's taxonomy places the organism in Eukaryota, Metazoa, Mollusca, Gastropoda, Lepetellida, Haliotidae. The record is from RefSeq and is a predicted model, not a curated record.